Messenger RNA from Hibiscus syriacus, 802 nucleotides. Its product is annotated as cyclin-J18-like. NCBI's taxonomy places the organism in Eukaryota, Viridiplantae, Streptophyta, Magnoliopsida, Malvales, Malvaceae. The record is from RefSeq and is a predicted model, not a curated record. The transcript is spliced from 9 exons. The coding region runs from base 13 to 705 and encodes 230 amino acids.
UCCCUCCAUGAAAUGAAGCGACUGAGAAAGAAGUCGGUGGAGUUUCUCAUUCGAUCUUCUCAUCUGCUCCGAGCUCCACUGAUUGUGAAAUACACAGCUUUAUUUCUCUUCGCGGAUCGUUUUCUCCCAUCUCUCACCACUUUAAUAAAUCAGAGGAACCAGAUCGGAAGCUGGCUUUUACGAUCCGUUGAAGAAAGCAAUCUGCAGUUAUUUGCACUCAUUUCAAUAUGGAUUUCAAGUAAAAAACACGAUCGUGCUCUUUCUGUAAAAAUUUUAAAAUCGUUGGGAGACGAAUUCAUUAAGGAUCAGCAUUUUACUACUAGAGAUUUCGUGGAAGCUGAGGUGGUCUUCCUUAAGGUCUUGAAUUUUGAAAUUGGGACAUCAAAUGUGGCUUUCAUAUUCCUUGAAGAGCUUUUUAUUCAGUUCAAGGGAGUGGCAAAGGUUGGGGAAUUGGUGAGCUUUGAAGCAUGUAUGGAUGUGAUGGAUCUUCUUUAUGAAAACGAGGAGACAUCACUUCUUUUUAGUUCUCCGUGUUCUCUGGCUGCUGCAAUCUUGGUUACUUCAUAUGUGGUUACAGUGCCAAAACAACAGUGGGAGUUUCCUGUUCUUCCUUGGGUGAAGUUUGUAACAUCAUACAAAGAAGAGGACAUUGGUGAAAAGGUCAAGGACAUUCUUACGCAUGUUUUUGAACCCAUAGCCAGCUAAAGGUUUCUACAGAUAAAGCAGCUUUACGGUAUGUAUCUCUCAACUGACAUUAGAGACAUUUGGCUGGUUGCUGAUACCAUUAAUGACAUUAAAAAAA